Messenger RNA from Parus major (Great Tit), 1871 nucleotides. RefSeq names its product WD repeat domain 54 (gene WDR54). The transcript is spliced from 10 exons. Bases 74 to 1087 code for a protein of 337 amino acids. Gene Ontology annotation, biological process: cilium-dependent cell motility; sperm axoneme assembly; cilium assembly. NCBI's taxonomy places the organism in Eukaryota, Metazoa, Chordata, Aves, Passeriformes, Paridae. The record is from RefSeq and is a predicted model, not a curated record. Gene Ontology annotation, molecular function: protein binding.
AGCUCCACGGCAACGUGACGUAAUCACCGCGCGCCGCCCCCCGGGCGACGUCAUCACGCCGCGACGCGUCUCCAUGGCGGCGACGAGCGUCGGGCCGUACCGCCGGGAGCGGAGCCUGGCCCUGCGGAGCAGCAGCUCGGCCCUGUACAACAACCUGGCCGUGCUGUGCCCCCCGGGCCGGCCCCCGGCCCUCGGAGCCGUGCACGGCACCACCCUCAGCCUGCUGGGCAGCGAGGGGCCCCCCCGGCAGCUGCAGGCCCGGGGAGGGGGCUCGGCCCUCAGCACCCCGCUGCUCACACAGGCCGUGUGGUGUGAGCUCCCGUCACGGGUGCUGCUGGUGCUCACGUCCCAGCGUGGGGUCCAGGUGUACGAGGCUGACGGCUCCACCAUGGUGUUCUGGCAUGCGCUGGACGUCCCGGAGCAGCCGGCAGCACAUUCUGUGUUCGCCCGAGGCAUCGCCGCGGCCGGCGGCCGCUUCAUCUGCGUGGGGACAUCCUUUGGGGCCGUGCUGGUGUUUGACAUCCCCCCAAAAGGGACCAACGUGACGCUGAGCGAGGUCCUGGAGCAGCACCGGGAUCCUAUCACCGACAUCGCGGCCGAGCAGGGCCAGGCCCCGGACGGGGCUGGGGACCUGGUGACAGCCGAUGACUCCGGGACCCUCUGCCUCUGGAGCAGCGGGGAGGAGUUCACCCUGCUCGGGAAGAUCCCGGGAUCUGGCUCCAGCUGCUCCUCGGUGGUGCUGUGGAACGGGACGGUGGCCGCGGGCUACGGGAACGGGCAGAUCCGGCUGUGGGAAGCGGGGUCGGGGCGGAUCCGCGCCCAGGUGAACGCCCACGCCCGCUGGAUCUACGCGCUCGACCUGGCACCGCUCACCGGCAAGCUGCUGUCGGGUGCAGAGGAUUCCUUUGUCCACGUCUGGAAGCUCAGCAGGAACCCGGACACCGAUGACAUCGAGAUCCAGCACUGCCACGCCGAGUGCGUGACGGACACGCAGGUUUGUGGCGCCCGCUUCUGUGACCCCGCCGGGGACACCUUCGCUGUCACCGGCUACGACCUGAGCGAGAUCCUCUGCUACGGCCCGGCCUGAGCCGGGAACACCGGGAAUGUCGGGAACACCGGGAACGCCGGGACGCUCCGGCAGCGCGGCCGUGGCUGAGGGGUGAGCACAGACCCCUCGGCAGCUCCGUGGGGAUGUGUGGGGGGAGCCCAGCCAGGAUCCUCCCCGCCCUGCCCAAAGCCCUCCCGAGGGCUGGGAGCUGCUCCCCGGGAUCCUCCCGUGGCUCUCCCAGGCUCCGGGAUCCUCCCGUGGAUUCCCACCCUUCCCGGAGGGUGGCGUGGCUGGGAACAGACCCGGCCGAGACGGGAGGAUCCCGGGAAACCUGUGCUACCUGCUGCUCCGGCCGGGAGAGCCCCGAGCCCAGCCCAGCGUCCCAGGGUGCAGCACCCGCCGGCCACGGCUACCGGGGAGGGAGAAAAGCGGGGAGAGAGGCCAGGGGAACACGGGGAACCUGGGGGGGAUCCUGCAUCCCAACCCCCCACAGUGCCCCAAAUCCCCCUGGGAUGCUGCAGUCCCAUGGCCACUGGCCAGAUGUUGGAGGCCCCAGCUGUGCUCCGGGGCUGGAAACAGCAGCAGCAGCUGCAGCAGGACCCCAGGGACACCCCAGGACCCCUCCAGCCCCCCUGAACCCCCCGUGGGAGCUGAGGUGACCCCAGGCCCUGCUCCCAGGGCCCUGCAAGGCCGGGAGAGGGGAAUGGGGGAUCCAAAAAUGACCCCCCUCCCUUUAUGUCCCGCUCGUGUCCCCCCCAGCGCAUGGGUCAGGUCCCCACCCCCCCUGUGCUCUGUACCCCCCCAAUAAACACACCCCAGUGAA